CCUUUUUAUUUUAAACAUUGAAAGAAAGUAGAAAAGAAAAAGAAAAAAAAAAAAGAAGAGAAGAGGAACCGAGGGUCGGGGUCCGCCUCAUCGAUCCAAAAUUAUUUCCGUUCAUCGUUGAAUUCGAUGCGGAUUCUUAAUUUCGGAGACGAUCGAUUCAUCUCCCCGUAGCAACCUUUGUGGCUGAUACUUUAAGCUGCUGCUGCUGCCUGAAAACUUUAUAAAGAUGGCUUCUUCUGCAUUAAAGGCCAUGGCAGAGAGGGCAGUGCCUUCUGUACGUAAGCAGGCCCUGACUUUGACAGAUGCUGCUGCUGCUAGGAUACGCCACCUCCUUAACCUCCGUCAGCACCCAUAUCUUAGGCUUGGUGUCAAGGCCCGUGGUUGCAAUGGUUUAUCCUACACCCUCAAUUAUGCUGAUGGGAAAGGGAAAUUUGAUGAACUUGUGGAGGAAAAGGGUGUCAAGAUAUUAAUCGAUCCAAAAGCUCUCAUGCAUGUAAUUGGAACCAAGAUGGACUUUGUAGAUGAUUCACUAAAGUCAGAGUUCAUAUUUAUCAAUCCAAAUUCAAAAGGACAGUGUGGUUGCGGCGAAUCCUUUUUGACAACAGGCAGCACUCAAAAUGCUAAAGCAGGUGUACAUGUGGAGCUGAUAAAACCAUUUCUUCUGCUAAGAUCAAACAGUUCACCGUGGAUUAUAGCAAUCGGCAAAUCUUUUGCCGGAGCAACCGUUGCGCAACAGCAGUCCUGCAAUAUUGUAUUCUAUGCUUGUGUUGUCCUAGAAAUUUUGUGAGCCUGGUUGUACGCAUUUUGCAACAGCAGUCCUGCAAUCUUGUAUUCUAUGCAAUUCCAUUUUUGGAUGUGUCCAUGAGUAUUUAUUUUCUGAAAGCUCUGCAGUGUAUGUCACUUGCAUUUUAAUAUUAUUCACUGGAAACUAUGGAGCAUAUAUAAUUUUGUACAUCAAGUAAUAUUGAUUGAGAUUUCUGCUAAA
Molecule: messenger RNA, 985 nt
Organism: Phoenix dactylifera (date palm)
Lineage: Eukaryota; Viridiplantae; Streptophyta; Magnoliopsida; Arecales; Arecaceae
Product: iron-sulfur assembly protein IscA-like 1, mitochondrial
Biological process (GO): iron-sulfur cluster assembly
Cellular component (GO): mitochondrion; cytoplasm
Molecular function (GO): 2 iron, 2 sulfur cluster binding
Source: RefSeq, a predicted model, not a curated record